GCACGUUUCUCUGAGCAGACCGGAGCAUUCAUCCAGCGUUUGCUGAAGCUGCAGCAUUCCCUUCGUAGCCCGGAGAGCAGCGAUGUUUUCCUGCAGAGCGGCCUGGCAAAGGUGUGGGCCUUUGGCACGGACAGCAGCCUAUAGGUUGCCCCGGGAUGUUGUGCAGCGGCGGCAGAUGUCAUCGGUCCCUGGUGGGUCUGGGGAGAACAUAGUCUACGCCUUGCUGUGCGGUGCGGCCUUUGUUGGUGGUGCGUCAUAUGCGUACAGCACUGUGUCCGGCGACAGUGCCAGGUACAAUGAACGCGUGGCAGAAAUCCAGGCCAGACCCAAAACGGAGUGGACACCUAAACCAUGGCCACCCAAGAGCAAGGACCAGGAAGAGGUGUAAUGGUAAAGCUAAGGUCCUCUGUGGCCGCAUGGAUAUUCGUCCUAGAACUGGACUCUUUGGAUGUGAACGGGAAAACAAACCCCCUCUCUUCCUCCUCCUCCUUACCUUCUCUCCUGUACUGCUAAGAAAGAAAACGAGUCCUCCACUCGGCCUUAAACCUCUGGACAAUUCUCUGAAGGAUGCUGAUUCAGUGCUCCUUUCUUCAUUUUGUUUGCCUCUCGCUGCUAAUGUUAAUGUGUAAAUCUGUGAAGAAGAUAAAUGGACUUGACAGAAGUAUCCACAAACCAAUUUUGACAAUGUUUUCUCUUAACAAUGUGCUACAUCAUUUUUCAACACCACUCUGGUUUUGAAUGCUACAAAAAUGCUACUGUUUACUGACAACUAGCAGGUCCUCCACAUUGUAACAGAGCCUCAACAGAACCUUAAUGUAUGCUCAAAGUGUUAGCAUUUAGCCCAUUAUCAUGAAAUGCUAACGUGCUGGCGGGCUAUUAUCACUCCCAGUAGCCGAAUCAUAGUUGACCCCUGAGCCAAUCUCCCACAACUCGGUGUAUUCCUGUUAAUGUAGAACAAAUGGUGGCGGUAUCUCAGUUAAAAAUUAAAGACUCACAACCUA
This is a messenger RNA of Morone saxatilis (striped sea-bass), 1001 nucleotides long. RefSeq lists its product as uncharacterized. The transcript is spliced from 5 exons. The record is from RefSeq and is a predicted model, not a curated record. Gene Ontology annotation, cellular component: mitochondrion. The coding region runs from base 83 to 388 and encodes 101 amino acids. Gene Ontology annotation, biological process: anterograde axonal transport. Lineage: Eukaryota; Metazoa; Chordata; Actinopteri; Moronidae.